GCACAUUUGCCUUGUUCAUCAGCCGGACAGUCAGGUCAGGCAGAGCGGGGGCACAACUUGGAUAUCCACUGUACUAUGUCAGUAAUUGCCUCAUCUGUGGAGAGCUGCUCGCCUUCUUCUUCCCCCGAACCCAGCGCCCAGCAGAGGAGUUCAUGCGGACAACAGACUCCCGUUUCCUUUUCACCAACUAUUUUCUAAGUUAUUGGAGCGAUAMACUUCUGAGAGGAGCACGAGCCGUAUCUGAGUUCGCAUCCGGUUUUGACUUAACUUUGCGCGUCUUGGUGCCACUUUGUAGCUGAUUUUGUUUAUUUAUUUAUUUUUUUUUCCUGCGUCCGAAAGGGGAGGGAGAAGGAGGUGGACUCGCGCUCAGUCGCCGGUCUCGUGGCUUCUUUGUAUACAGCAGCAGCAGCAGCAGCUGUGUGUAAAUGCAUGUUGGUGAACAGCGUCCGCCGCUCUGCUCCGUGAGCUUCCCGGGCUCCGUCCUACCUUCACGCAGGCUUCCUCAGACAUGAAGCGACUGCACCAGGUGUAGAAGAGGAGUACGGAAACUUUACCUGUCCCCCUCCCGCUUCCCCCCCCCUCCCCAGCUGCCGUGGUUAUCCUCCGUCUCUCUGCCGCGCUUUCUCUCCAUCCAUCCCUCUUGCUCUCUCUGUCUAUCUUGAGCGCUUGGAUUGUAAAAACGGCAGAAACAAGCAGGCUACAACUGCGCGCAGCUGCCUCACACGACAUGGAUGUAAGAUUUUAUCCGACUGCCGGAGGGAAUUCUAUCCCCGGAGAUCCGUCAAACCUGGACUUCGCCCAUUGUUUGGGCUACUACAACUUCAACAAGUUCCAGAAUAACAACAACUACAUGAACAUGGCCGAAGCGAAUGGCGCACUUCUCACUGCUGGGGAUACUUUUCAUACACCCAGCUUGGGGGAUGAGGAGUUUGAGAUYCCUCCCAUCACACCUCCACCUGAGACCGAGUCCAGUCUCGGGCCUGAAGUGAACUCGCCCUUUCCAGCGAUGCCAGAACCCCCAGCUCAACACAGAGGUCCAAUAAUUCCUCAGUUUCCCCCACAGAGUCUGGAGCUGCCCUCAAUUACCAUCUCACGCAACAUGAUGGACCAAGACGGGGUGUCUGUCAACAACGGCCAGCAUGUGAAUGUUGGGCCCGGUCAUCUGCGUCAGUACCCAUCUAACCCAUCCAUGGUCAUGAAGUCCAUCAUAAGCAUGAACAGUCCUAAUGGCAUGAUGUCACGGAAUCAGCUGUCCACCAUCAACCAAUCGCAGCUCAACGGACAGCUGAGUUUGAACAUGGCUGGACCCAACAUCAACCACACAUCGCCAUCGCCCCCUGCCAGCAAGUCAGCCACGCCGUCUCCAUCCAGUUCCAUCAACGAAGAUGACCAGGAGGACAGCAACAGGGUUAUCGGGGAGAAGCGGCCAGCCCCAAUCGAUCCCACAAAGAAGCCCAAGACUCCUAAAAAGAAAAAGAAGAAGGAUCCCAAUGAGCCCCAAAAGCCGGUUUCUGCCUAUGCCCUGUUCUUCAGAGACACCCAGGCUGCAAUCAAAGGUCAGAACCCCAACGCUACCUUCGGCGAAGUGUCCAAGAUUGUAGCCUCAAUGUGGGACGGCCUUGGAGAGGAACAGAAGCAGGUGUAUAAAAGUAAAACAGAAGCUGCCAAGAAGGAAUACUUAAAGGCCCUCGCAGCUUACCGUGCUAGCCUGGUCUCCAAGGCUGCAGCAGAAUCAGCUGAAGCUCAAACCAUCCGAACCGUUCAGCAGACCCUGGCCUCCACCAGUCUGUCCCCCGGCCUGGUGCUGCCCACGCCCCACAACCAGCACCCUGCCAUGCCGUCAGCUUCCCAGGCCCUGCAGCAAGCACUGCCACGGGCCAUUGCCCCAAAGCCUCUGCAGAUGAGACUAGGGGGCAGCCAUGUCGUGACUUCAGUCACGGUUUCCCACCAGAACAUGUCCUCCGGGAUGCCUCAGCAGCUGCUGGGCCAGAUGGGUGCCGGUGGGCCCAUGGCGGCGGGCGCUCAGUCCACAGCCGUGUCUCAGAUGAGCCCACCCAUGCAAUCAGUGCAGCAGCACACCAUGCAGCAGCUCCAGCAGCAGCAGCAGCAGCAACAGAUGCAACAGCACCUCCAGCACCAUCAAAUGCAGCAGCAGCAGAUGCACCACCAACAGAUCCAGCAGCAGAUGCAGCAUCAGCAUUUCCAGCACCACCUCCAGCAACAGCUGCAGCAGCACCACAUGCAACAGCAGCAGCAGCAACAACAGCAACAGCAGCAGCACAUGCAAAUGCAGCACAUGCAAAUGCAGCAUCAACUGCAUCAGCAGCAGAUUCAACAUCUCCAGCAGCAGCAGCAGCAACAGCAGCACCAGUCGCAGUGUUCUCCACCGCAGCACUCUCCUGGUACGCCACAUUCAGUGGGAGGCUCCGCGUCUCUUGGUAGUCCGCAGCCGGCCCCUCAGCAACAUCCCCACCCCUCCCAAAUCCAGGCCCACGCACAGGUCCUCUCCCAGGUCAGCAUCUACUGAGCCAAAUGGAAAUCCUAUCUCAAAGAACAGGAAUAGAAUAAAAGCAUCACUCCAUGUUGCUUUUCUAAGUUGCACUUAAGAAGUGUGUAAAAUUUAGAAUGUUAUAUAAAGAACCUGUUUAUUGUUGUAGACAGAUAUGCACAUACAUGUACAGGGGGGUCACCGUGUUAGCCGGGGGUUUUUGUCUAUGAAAUAGGCUGAGAACUGACAGCAGCCUGUCAGGCUGAGCGCCCAGUGGUCGUUUGUGUGACGUCUUUCAGUUGUUCAUUUGAACCGACCGGCUUCACAAAAUGCUGAAAGACGUUUAUCUCCCACUAUUUUAUUUAACAAUAAAGCUUUAUUUAUGAGGCCAGAGAUGUGAGAUCAGCACAGCGCGGGGAUAUUUGGAAAACAUUUGUAUCACUCCUUGCUUGGACUGAGUGACUCACUAGAUCUUCGCUGGAAACCAGGAACCCACACACCAAGUCUUUGUUCCCACACUGGCCAGUAUGUACAAGACUUUCUUUCCUCCAUCUUUCUUGCAGAUCUAACUGUUGAAGUCAUCACACGGGAAGGUGGCUCUGUGAUAUUUAAAGACACUUUCAAGCUAUGUCACAAAAGCAGACAAUGUCUUUGAAGAAUGAAGAGAACUGGAAAUAAAAGGUCUUUGGAAGCAGUUAUCUGGAUGAGUGACUGAACUGACAGAGACAGAAACUGCCAUAAAUCAUUUAUGUCAUCACACCAUCAAACUGUAGCUGUAAUCUGCUGUACAUGUUUUGUAGAGAGGGGAGAGACGAGAUCUCCUGUUUGCAGCAAUUCACCCUCCAGACGAUUUGCCCAAUUGUCUGGAGGAUGUAAACUGGCUUUUCCCACCCUUUACCCAUC
Molecule: messenger RNA, 3391 nt
Organism: Poecilia reticulata (guppy)
Lineage: Eukaryota; Metazoa; Chordata; Actinopteri; Cyprinodontiformes; Poeciliidae
Gene: tox3
Product: TOX high mobility group box family member 3
Biological process (GO): regulation of transcription by RNA polymerase II
Cellular component (GO): nucleus
Molecular function (GO): chromatin DNA binding
Source: RefSeq, a predicted model, not a curated record